AUGCUGACCGAGAACAGACUUGUAGACUCAUGUGUCGGCGUGAUGAAAAAAGGGCUUCAGAAAUGUCGGACGGAUGACUGGGAUUGCAAAUGUUCUGGCGCUGCUAACAUCGCAAACUGCUAUGUGAAUUGCUCAGAGGAUGACGAAGCAGGUGCAUCCGCCAGAUCGCUCAGUGUGGGGAAUUGCGCAACAGCAAAUGCAUUCGACCAGGGAGAGACGACCGUGGCGCCCUCAUGGACACGGCCAGGCUCCAACGCAGCUCAACCGACCAGCAUAGAUGCCGAUCCUACAUCCGGAGCCAGCUCGUCCGUCGCUACCGGGGCAACUAAGUCGCUGAACGAACAUGAGAAAUCGACUUCGUCGGAGGGUGCCGCAUCUAUGAAUGUUGCUGGUAGCUGGUUAGCAUUAGUGGGAUUGGGAUUGGGGAUAGCUAUCUGA
Molecule: messenger RNA, 438 nt
Organism: Penicillium salamii
Lineage: Eukaryota; Fungi; Ascomycota; Eurotiomycetes; Eurotiales; Aspergillaceae
Source: the annotation of a GenBank genome assembly